Messenger RNA from Momordica charantia (bitter melon), 2687 nucleotides. Its product is annotated as zinc finger BED domain-containing protein RICESLEEPER 2. Gene Ontology annotation, molecular function: DNA binding; protein dimerization activity. The record is from RefSeq and is a predicted model, not a curated record. Lineage: Eukaryota; Viridiplantae; Streptophyta; Magnoliopsida; Cucurbitales; Cucurbitaceae.
CCGUGUUCUUCUCUCGUCGCCCUCUGAACUUCUUCUUCUAUCUACCCAUCGGCGACGGUUUCAUCAUUCUCGUCGGCAAAGCGAUUGCCGCCCCAACGGAAUGGCUUUUAAACACCAUUUUGUGCCCUUCGAUUUUCGUUUCCUGGUCUCAACAAAAACCCUAGAAAUUCGCCGCUGCCCUCUUCUUCUCCGGUUGCUCCACUUGCACCUCCGCCGCUUUACGCCCAAAAAAGUUACCGACGUCAUCUGAUCCCGGAAACAAUCAUGAAUGCCCCAUGUGAAGAUGUGGUAUCUCCACCGAAUGCUACUACCAAAGGUCAAAACGAUAGGAAGCGAAAAGGUCUUCAUGUGAAGUGCAUGACAUGUGAUGCUUUAUAUCCUGGUCACUUUAAGAGAAAUGAGAUUGAAAGGAUGAAAGCAUAUGGCAAGAACUACAGCCAUGGCUUUCGCAGUCGUUGUCAUUUUUCUUGCGGGGGAAAAGAAGUAAAUAGAGAGUAUUUGGAUUCCAAAAGUAAAUUUGUAGAAAAUAUUAGGAUACUUAUUGCAAAAAUGAUCAUAAUUGGUAAAUUGCCCCUCAACUUUGUGAAGAAUGAAGGGUUUAGGAGGUUUAUGCAGCAGAGCGUGCGUCCAUUUUGUCCUGAGUUUGUUAUUCCCUCUUUGGCCACAGUUACUAGGGAUAUAUUGGAAAUAUACAAAAGGGAGAAGGCAUUAAUGAGAACCAUGAUUGUAGAUCAGAAUAGUACGGUUUCUCUCACGGUGAAUACUUGGACGUCGGAUCAAGACAUGAACUACAUUGUUCUUACUGGACAUUUCAUCAAUCUUGGUUGGAAAAUACAGAGGAGAAUUCUUAAUUUUCGUCAAAUUGAGAAUCUCAGAGGAGAGACUAUAGGAAGAGAAGUUGAAAAAUGUUUGAAACAAUGGAGUAUUAAAAAUAUAUUGACAUUGACGGUAGACAAUGCUCCUUCAAAUGACACCGCUAUUUCUUAUUUAGUUGACCGUUUCAAGAAUGGGUUGGUUUUGGAUGGUAAUUUUGUGAAUGUUAGAUGUUGUGCACAUAUUUUGAAAUUGAUUGUAUGUGAUGUGAUGGAAGAUUUUCAUGAGUUGAUAUCUAAGGUUCGAAAUGCUGUUAGAUUUGUGAGGUCUUCUCCUACACGAUAUAGAAGCUUUGAAAAGUGUAUCGAAGAGGAGAACUUAUCCAACAACUUUGUGUGCCUUGAUGUUCCAACUCAAUGGGACAAUACCUACGUAAUGUUGGAGAGUGCUGAAAAGUUUGAAAAAGCAUUUGAGAGACUAGGGAUCCAUGACACAACCUUUUUGAACGAGGAUAUUCCCGCUAGUGGAGAUUGGGAAGUUAUUAGAACACUUGUUCAAUUCAUAUCAUUAUUUUAUAAAGCGAGUUUAAGACUUUCUGGUUCUGUUCAUGUCCUUUCAAAUACGGUCUUUCAUGAGAUUAUCACCAUCCAAAAUUAUAUCAAAAAGCAUUCUUCCAAUAGUGAUAAUCUUGUUCUCAAUGACAUUGCAAUGAAAAUACAGGCUAAGUAUGAUAAGUACUGGGGGAACGAUGAAAAUGCAAAUUACCUUUUAUAUAUUGCCGUGGUUUUGGACCCUCGUUACAAGAUGAAAUUUCUGUUAUAUUGCUUUAGUGAAUUGUUUGGGGCCAAUGUGGCAAAAGAGAUGUGCAAGAAGGUUGAAGAUAUUUUGAGGCAAUUAUUUAGUGAAUAUAGAUUGUUAAUUCGUGACUAUCACGACUCACCUACAUCAAGCAUGGACGGUUAUUUCAAUACUAGAACAUGUACUACUGACGAUGAGGAUAUUUUUGAUGAUGAGGCUUACCAUUUGAAGGAUAUGUUUGAAAAAGUGAAGGAAGAAGAUAAAAAUGUUGAUGCAGCCACAGAGGUGGACCUCUACUUGUUGGAGCCUCUUGUGGAUAAAUUCAAGGAAUUUGACCUAUUAAAAUAUUGGUGGCGUAAUUGUCAUAGAUUCAGGGUUCUCAGUGAAAUUACUCGAGAAAUAUUAGCAAUCCCAGUAUCCACUAUUGCUUCGGAAUCUGCAUUUAAAAUCGGUGGGAGAAUGAUUGAUUCUACGUGCUUAACAUUGGCUCCAAAUUUAGUUGAGGUUCUCGCAUGCUUGCAAAAUUGGCUUAACACGGAUAAUGUGGGUAUUGAUCUUCGAGAACACAUAAAGGACAUUAUUGGCAUGGAAGAAGGUAAGGGAAUCUUAGAUUGUCUCCACGUCUUCUAAUGUGUUAUUGUUUGUUAAUGUUAUUUGUAUUUUCUUUUAUGUUUUUGAUUUUGAAACAAGCUUAAAGGAAGCAUCAAUCAUGGGAGAGAGGACGAUAAUGCUUGGUGAAAAGAAGGAAUAAGAUGUUCUAAAUACGAACUCUUUAGAAUUUCUCAUCCAAUUGAUCUUUAUGGUAUUAUGUUGAACAAACCAUUUCAGGAUUUUACCUUGAAAAUUGUUAAACUGUGUCGUUAAGUUUUUGUUGCAAUGAAGAUUUUUGUUUGCUCAAGAUGUUCUCUCCAGGUCAUGUAAACAGUUUGAAGGAGGAGAACGCUUACACGGGACGGUUUCAAGGUACCCUUUUAAGUUUUAUAUUUGCAUACUUCUAACCCAAAGUUAUAUGGUCGUUGAACAAACAUGAAUGGUGAUGAUAAUUUUGCUAUGUAUUUUGGAAUGGAUUCUGGCUA